AUGCGAGAGGAAUUCGCGAUCCGCUGCCGCCGCGCCCAGCGCUUCUACCCCUCGUGUCUGUACUCGCCGUUUCGGCACGGUAUUUUGAAUGGAAAGGUAGCCCUGGUAACUGGUGGCGCAUCAGGAAUCGGCCUCGGCAUCGCGCGGUCUUUGGCAAGCGCCGGGGCGAUCGUCGUCAUUGCUAGCCGAAAACUGGCCACCGACCGCGUCGCGCAGCAGCUGUCCGAGAGCAGCGACGGCACCGUCUACGCCAUCCAGCUGAACGUGCGCUACCCGGACGCGUACGCGGACCUGUUCGACAGGAUCGAGAAAUUAGCCGGCGCCCCAUGCAACCUGUUGGCCAACUGUGCGGCCGGAAACUUUGCCGCCCCUCCGAGAACAUUGACCACCGUGGAUUUUGGG
Molecule: messenger RNA, 402 nt
Organism: Mesorhabditis spiculigera
Lineage: Eukaryota; Metazoa; Nematoda; Chromadorea; Rhabditida; Rhabditidae
Source: the annotation of a GenBank genome assembly